Molecule: messenger RNA, 2155 nt
Organism: Pogoniulus pusillus (Red-fronted tinkerbird)
Lineage: Eukaryota; Metazoa; Chordata; Aves; Piciformes; Lybiidae
Gene: WFIKKN1
Product: WAP, follistatin/kazal, immunoglobulin, kunitz and netrin domain containing 1
Exons: 2
Coding region: 1-1860 (619 amino acids)
Biological process (GO): transforming growth factor beta receptor signaling pathway
Molecular function (GO): serine-type endopeptidase inhibitor activity; receptor antagonist activity; transforming growth factor beta binding
Source: RefSeq, a predicted model, not a curated record
AUGCCUCCUCUUGGGAACUGCGACCACCCGGGCUGGGGCCAGCGAGCGGGUGGAUGGCAGCGUGUCCCCAUGGGCAUCGCGCUCCUGCUCUUGCUGGCAGCGGCGGCAGCCGGGCUGAGCCUGCAAUCGGGCAGGAUGAGGCACCUGGGGGUCUGCCCCAACCAGCUGAACCCCAAUCUGUGGGUGGACGCACAGAGCACCUGCGAGCGGGAGUGCCAGACCGACCAGCCCAGCAGUGCCAAGGGUGCACAAGGCUGGGAGACGGACACCCGAAACCCCACGGUGGGGGUGGGGGGCAACACCCACAGCUGGUUCACCUCCGUGUCAUCGCCCCCCCCUCUCCAAUCUCCUCUCUCCAACCGCGGGCAGGACUGCGAAGACUUUGAGAAAUGCUGCACCAACGUGUGCGGGCUGCGGAGCUGCGUGGCCGCUCGCUUCGCCGACGGCAGCGCCCCGGCGCCGGCCCUGGCAGCGGCGGCAUCCUGCGAGAGCUUCGUGUGCGCGCAGCAGGGCUCCGACUGCGACAUCUGGGACGGGCAGCCCGUCUGCAAGUGCAAGGACCGCUGCGAGAAGGAGCCCAACUUCACCUGCGCCUCCGACGGCCUCACCUACUACAACAAGUGCUACAUGGACGCCGAGGCCUGCCUGCGCGGCACCCGCCUCACCACCGUGCCCUGCAAGCACAUCUUCACCUGGCCCGACACCAGCCCCGUGCCGCAGGAGACCACGGCUCAGCCCACGCCGGGGGCGGGCCCCGAGGUGCCGGUGCCCCCCGCCCUCUACAGCAACCCCUUCCACCAGUCGGUGCGCGCCGGCGGCACCGUCAGCUUCCGCUGCGACGUCAGCGGCCGUCCGCGGCCGGACAUCACCUGGGAGAAGCAGAGCGAGCGGGAGGAGAACUUCAUCAUGCGGCCCGACCAGAUGUACGGCAACGUGGUGGUCACCAACAUCGGGCAGCUGGUCAUCUACAACGCCCGCCACGAGGACGCCGGCAUCUACACCUGCACGGCCAGGAACGCCGCCGGGCUGCUGCGGGCCGACUUCCCGCUGUCGGUGGUCAAGCGGGAGUCCGGGGGAACCCUGCGGGCUGGCAGCAACCAGCCCUUCCCCAGCGCCGACUGCCUGAAGGAGCCCGACCGGCGGCGCUGCGAGGCGCUGGAGGUGCGCUGGCACUUCGAUGCCAAGCAAGCCGCCUGCCUCACCUUCCGCUACGGCGGCUGCGGGGCCAACAGGAACCACUUUGAGACCUACGAGGAGUGCCGGGCCGCCUGCCUAGGCAGCGCCCGCCCCACCUGCCUGCUGCCCAUGGUGCAGGGCCCCUGCCAGAACUGGGAGCCCCGCUGGGCGUACAACCACCUGCUGAAGCAGUGCCACUCCUUCGUCUACGGGGGCUGCGAGGGCAACACCAACAACUUCGAGAGCAAGGAGACCUGCGAGGACGUCUGCCCCUUCCCCAAGAGCCUGCAGUGCAAGGCGUGCCGCCUGAAGAGCAAAAUGGUGCUGAGCCUCUGCCGCAGCGACUUCGCCAUCGUGGGCCGGCUGAUGGAGAUCGUGGAGGACCAGGACACCGGCAUCGCCCGCUUCGCCCUGGAGGACGUCCUCAAGGAUGAGAAGAUGGGCCUCAAGUUCUUCAACAUCAAGUACCUGGAGGUGACCUUGACCGACAUGGACUGGAGCUGCCCGUGCCCCAACAUGACGGCGGAGGACGGGCCGCUCAUCAUCAUGGGCGAGGUGCACGACGGCAUGGCCACGCUGGACCCCAGCAGCUACGUCCGGGCAGCCAACGACAAGAGGGUGAAGAAGAUCUAUGAGCUGAUGGAGAAGAAAACCUGCGACCUCCUGAACCGCUUCCAGGACUAGGGGAGAGCUGGGACGUGCCGGGGGUGUGGGGAGGGAGGAGGGGCACAGACUCAUCGUGGGGUGGGGCAGUCCCCACACCAGCGCCUGUAUCUAGGAGAUAACCACUGUUGGGCAGCUCUCUCCAAGCCCAUGGUGAGCCGCAGCCCAGCUCCCACCUUCCCUGUAAUUUAUCUGCUGUGUGUCCCCCUCCUUGUACUCCUCACAGCCUGGCCAACAGCAAUAAAACUCUGGGCUGGGUUGUCGGGCAGUGGGAGGACCCUCACCCACAAAAGCCUUCCCACUACCCCAAAGCCUC